GGUUCUUUCGCUCUGAGAUUGAGUACAUCGAAGCUGACAUGAGAUUGGGGAACGAGAGAGCGACUCAUGAGAUGAAUCCUGAUUAGCGACUCAUGAAUCAACAAAAUGAACUCUCGUAGCUGUUCGUCUGCUUCAUCUGUACUUGUGCGCGGUUCGAUCCCUAGUUCACCAUCAUCGUCCUCCUCGAGCCGCUGCUUGUGGACAACGAGAACGUGUCGACCUACGCCAACCCGAGUUCGACGCGAUAAAGCUGGAGGUAUUUGUGGCACGACAAGGGGCGCACUACCACUUCCACAGCCGCAGAUCUCACCAAGCUUUUCUCAUGCAACUGCGGCUAGUGCAAACCUUUUCGUUUCUCCGCGUGGUCGAAGAUGUAUCACUACAUUCAUCUUGGAUCAUGAUAGGAAUCCUUCCGUGGUAGACGCUGGCGAAGCUUUUUUUUCUCCACGGCAGACUGGAGUUGGAGGGGUAUUCGAAUCCGAAAACAAGACGGAGUCCGGUUCUUCAUCAUCUUUUUCCGCGGCAGACAGUGCGAGUGACCGCUCUCCCGCGUCCUUACCACCAGAUGCAAGUAGCACUUCGGCUCCUGCACGACUCAGUUCAGUGGACGAAACUGCUACUUUGGUUCCUUCCAGUCCUGAUCACCUUGCAGUUCCACCAGACACUCUCAGGAGCCACGUUGGACUGCAUUCAGAAAGUGUAUCUUCUGGAGGUGGUGCUUCAGCGUCCGACGCCGCCGAGGUUUCUAGUAUGCCAAUAUUGGUGGAACGACCUGUACAGCAUCAAGCGGAUGUGGUUCUUACAAACGUCUCUGAUACUGCUGGUUCUGAUGCUUUCGCUGCUCCGGCACCAGAAGCGGCCAUUCUGGAGAAAGUGAUGGUCACGUGGUGGGGCGGCGAUGGCAGUACUCCACUCAGCCCGACAUGGUUUCCCACACAAGCUGCAAGCGAUACGCUCUACACCGUGCAUGACUAUCUGUGUGCGCCUUGUUCUCUCGGUUGGUGUGGCACGCUUAUCGCGACCUCUUUCCUUGUCCAGCUUGGCGUGUCAUCGUUGCGCAGCUGUCUGCUCAGUCUAUCCAAGGGCGCGACACCAGACGGCAACCCGCAGAGGAUGCAGGAAAUGCAGCAGCUUCGAGAAAAAGUAUUCAAAAUGAGAAAAAACGGAGUCGAGACCUCUGCGGAAAUGUAUCUCGCCAGAAUGGAAGACCUUCUGUGGCAAAACAGAUACUCCUACAUCGCGCAGUACGCUCCGAACUUAAUCCACAGCUUGUUAAGGCUAGUAGCAAUGAAAAAAUAGUUCUUCCUGGUGUUAGUUUCUCUUGUAUUACCUAGUGUGGUCGUCUUGUUUCUUCCUGUUCAUUCUCCGAGUCCGACAAAGCAUGUAAAUUAAUUAUAAUUUCUUUGUUCAUAAGUAGAUGUAGCAUUAGUUUACAAAGGACGAAAACUCAUGAGUUGUGCUACAAGUAGAGUCCACUUGUUGUUCCCUAUAAUGCGAUGAUCUUGAUUCAUCUCAACGACCACGACGUCGACCUCGACGCACAGAGGAGAAUACAAGAUAGUGCUUGACGAAAAUAGAUUGACAUUCAACUAAGUACAUUCUACUGCUCUGUCAUUGUUGUGGUAGAUUAGGUAGACUCUCUCUGACUCUAGUUGUACUUGCAGUUCUAAACCACCGAUAUUCCUUUUGCUCUAGAACUUCUUCUAAUUUAGGUUUUCGCAUCGACUCUACGAGCGCUGCGUCGCAUGUCUUUGGAGUCCAGUGUUCAUCUCUCAUUUGUCAACGAGCAUUGUGCGUUUCCAUGGUCUGAGAGUUUGGCCUUGCCGCAUGCAGAUGCGUCCUUCGUAUAUCUAGCGGCAAGUGGAGUGGCGCUGGUGGCCUACUCACAGGCGACAAAAAGCGUGUCAAACUGGCUUGCGCUUCUCAGUACCAAAACUUUAGAUUUAUACAGUUAUUGUUUUCGUUUUGUUUUGCUUGUUGAAAGGCAUACAAAAAAAACACAACACAAAAAAAGGGAAGACGCGCAAAUAUCGGGUCGUUUGAAAGUCGGCACGUUUGAAAUCUCGCCCCCCAAAAAGAUGCUGCAUUGACUGAAGAUUCAUUUCUUCUACUCGGCGAACUCGAUUACGAUUGUAGCUCCUUCUAUGUAAUCUUGUUGUAGCAGCUGCACUUGUACUGAAGAUCAUGUUGUUGAAAAUGAGCUGGAGCAUGAAGAUUCAGAAGAUCAUCCAAAACGAACGACACAAGGCGACCCUGAUCGGUGGCGCGCUGUUUUCGGAGGGAAAGGGCAAGAGUGGCGUGACCGUUUGCUUGGGAAAUCAACGGUGGAGGAGAAGGAAUUUGCAAUGCGACUGGCGCCGCCAGGACUUGCUUUCGGCUCAGCAGGUCUCAUCGUUUAUUUGCAAAAUAUACAGUACUUCAGCGCAGCAGAGGAGUUGUUUCUUCUGUCUACCCUGGUCUGCAAAUUUCGGGGAGCACCGGUGUUUGAAAGUAGUACAGCCUUUGGUAGAAACUACCUCAACUUGGUCGUUGGUGCCAAUCCAUCGAGCGAGGAAAGACACUUCCUGAAGAUGACGCAACCAGAGGCGGCGGCGGGGCUACUGCCUGCUAGUUCCAGUCUUGGUGGUACUGCGCGUAAACUUCACCAGGAGAGCGAGCGGCAGGACAACCACAAUAGCUCCAUUGCGGCCGCGAGAGGUGGUAGAAAUGUCGAAGUUGGUGCAGUAAAUCGAAGUCAUGCGGUAGACGAGACAGGAGCUGCUGAGCGGGGAAGAGUAGAACAAGAACAGAGAACAACUCCACCAGAGGAGAAAAUACCGCUGUUCACAACGAGAAACGGUCGUAAAUUUUUUCACGCUACGCAUAUUCCUAUUUCCAUGAAUUAUUCGCGGCGAGGCCGCUACAAGUCCGCUCGUGAGGCUAGCCUCUUCCAGGGUAAGGGGAAAGAGGCUAAAGAUGAGAGUGCGCAAGCACCUUCUCGACUUCUCAUCCCUCUAGCGCUCUGGCGUAAUCCGCGCGAAGCUCACCGACAAUUCGACAAGCUCUUGUGUGGCACAACAUUAACUGGGUCAGAGCGUCGAAGAGAGCGAGAAAAUUAUCGCUGUAGCCCGAUAAAGACCGCUGUCGAGGCCUGGUAUGCAAAAGAGGAGGAGCGCAAAAAGAAACAUCAAAUACCUGCACGUAAGUUCGCGUUCGCAAGCGGGAAAACGCUUUUCGGACUCCGGCAGGCGAUUUUGGGGUACAAAACACAGGCCACGAAUGCAGUCGAAGACGAGAGACGCAUGUUGGCUUCGCGAAGAGCCACAACCACUUUAGUAGACACUGAGGAGGUGCAACAUAUCUCGGCAAGACCACUGGACCUACCUUUUCCUCGGACAAUAUCAUGCGGCGCUUGAAGAUGAAUCUCCGUACUCAACCACGUAUUUUUGCAUAUCAAUGUCUUCCGAGUCCAACAUAGAUGCAAAAAUACGAAUACUGUUUCUCUCUUCGGAAUCUAUUUAUACCUAAUGCAGAUUGACGCAUCGGCUCGUUCCGCAUUGGUAGAGAUAACAGACUCACCAUCAGCACUUAACUUCUUCACCUUCAAAAAGUACUUACAACUUAUCGCUCAAAACCUAAUGAAUAGAGACAAAGUCUACGAUCAUUCUGCAGCGGUUGCCGGAUUAUUCUGCUUGUAAAACAAGUGAACUUACUAGUGCUGGGCGUGCAGGAAGGUGUACUUGGCAC
Amoebophrya sp. A25 is the source of this 3726-nucleotide messenger RNA. NCBI's taxonomy places the organism in Eukaryota, Dinophyceae, Syndiniales, Amoebophryaceae. The record is from the annotation of a GenBank genome assembly.